Messenger RNA from Zea mays, 1234 nucleotides. RefSeq names its product protein SUR2. The transcript has 3 exons. The coding region runs from base 261 to 1055 and encodes 264 amino acids. The record is from RefSeq and is marked validated. Gene Ontology annotation, molecular function: iron ion binding; oxidoreductase activity. Lineage: Eukaryota; Viridiplantae; Streptophyta; Magnoliopsida; Poales; Poaceae. Gene Ontology annotation, biological process: lipid biosynthetic process.
CCGGAGACAAGUAAAAAUCUCGCCGGUCUUCUCACAGACCACAAACAUUGCGCUUGCUGCCCAGCUAUAAGUACUCGCCGGACUAGGCGGCCAACUCAUCCCAUCCCAUUUCAUCCAUCUCGGAGCAGAGGCAACGCAAUCCGGCAAAAAGGCGCUUCUUUCUUGCCCUGUUCGGGACAGGACACAGACACAGAGCCAGGAGAAGGAACCGCCGGAGGCUAAGCUUCUUCGUCGUCUUUCCUGGGCGCGCUCAAGUGGCGAUGGCAUUUGCGGUCUCCGACGAGCUGCUGGGCACCUUCGUGCCGAUUGCGGUGUACUGGCUCUACUCGGGGCUCUACGUCGUCCUGGACGGGCUCGGGAUGGACGACUACAGGCUCCAUCCCAAGGGGGAGGAGGAGGCCAAGAACAUCGUUUCCAGGUCGACGGUCGUCAGGGGCGUCCUUGUUCAGCAGGCGUUUCAAAUCGCUGUCUCCCUUCUUCUCUUCACGGUUCUUGGUGAUGAGAAUGGGGCUGUGAGGAAGCAACCUCCGGCUCUGGUAUUGGCGUUGCAAUUUAUCGUUGCAAUGUUUGUCAUGGACACAUGGCAGUAUUUCAUGCACAGAUACAUGCACAUCAACAAGUUCUUGUACAAGCACGUCCACUCUAAGCACCACACUCUUGUCGUCCCCUACGCUUUUGGAGCUCUGUACAACCACCCCCUGGAGGGACUCAUCCUGGACACCAUCGGUGGCGCGCUCUCGUUCCUCAUCUCUGGCAUGACCCCAAGGACUGGCAUAUUCUUCUUCUCGUUCGCGACCAUCAAGACCGUCGACGACCACUGUGGUCUGUGGCUUCCUGGGAACAUCCUCCAUGUAUUCUUCAGCAACAACAGCGCUUACCAUGACAUCCACCAUCAGCUCUACGGCAACAAGUACAACUUCUCUCAGCCCUUCUUUGUCAUGUGGGACAAGAUCCUUGGAACAUACAUGCCUUACACUCUGGAGACCCGCAAGGGAGGUGGUCUCGAGGCGCGCCCGGUUAAGCUCAACCAAGCACAGCAGACCAAGGCUGAUUGAGCAGUGUGGUUUCUCCUGUUUAUCUACUACUUCCCCUGAUUUUUUCCCCUUCUGACUGCAUUUGUACUGUAGAAGUAUUUCCUGUCCAUAUAGUAAAAUCAUUUAGGCAAAUGCCAUGUUGUACCCAACAGAUAUAGCAAAUAAAACAUCUUGUUAAUGGAGAUCCAUUGAUGUUUGUU